Molecule: messenger RNA, 1425 nt
Organism: Rotaria sp. Silwood2
Lineage: Eukaryota; Metazoa; Rotifera; Eurotatoria; Philodinida; Philodinidae
Source: the annotation of a GenBank genome assembly
AUGUCUAAAACUAGUGAAAAAACUGACUCAAAAUAUGAUUAUGAUUAUUUUGUAAUUGGAGGUGGAUCAGGAGGUGUACGUUCAAGUCGCAUAGCUGCUCAACAUGGUGCUCGUGUUGCUUUAGCUGAAGAUAAAAAAUUAGGUGGUACUUGUGUUAAUGUUGGUUGUGUACCAAAAAAAUUAUUUUGUUAUGCAUCACAUUAUCGGGAAUUAUUUCAUGAUGCACAUGGUUAUGGAUGGCCAAAAAUUGAUAUGAAUUAUAAUGAUCAUAAUUGGAAACAAUUUAUAGAAAAUAAAAAUGCUGAAAUUCAACGUCUUAAUAAUGCAUAUGAAAAAACUCAAAAAGAUAAUAAUGUUGAAAUAAUCAAAGGACAUGCAACAUUAAAAGAUCAACAUACUGUUGUUGUUAAUAAUAAAGAAUAUAAAUCAAAAUAUAUACUUCUUGCUGUUGGAGGUUAUCCGGUAGUACCGAAAAUUGAAGGACGUGAACAUAUAAUUACAUCAGAUGAUGCUUUUUUUCUUGAAAAAUUACCUAAGAAUAUUAUUAUUGUUGGUGGUGGUUAUAUCGCAACAGAAUUUGCUUGUAUUUUUAAUGGAUUUGGUUGUAAUGUAACAUUAAUUUUACGUGGAAAGACAAUUUUAAGAUCCUUUGAUGAAGAUAUUCAAGCAAAAUUGACUGAAGAACUUAAAAAGAAUGGUAUUCAUUUUCGAUAUGAAACUGAAGUUGAACAUGUAGCAAAAUUAUCUGAUGGUUCAUAUCGUGUUAGAAUUAAAAAUGAUACAACAACAAUAAAUACAAAUCUUGUUAUGUUUGCGAUUGGUCGUCAACCUAAUACACAAAACAUAGGAUUAGAUAAAAUUGGUAUUAAAUUCGAUCAAAAAGGUAUAAUUGAAGUUGACGAUUAUUCACAAACAAAUAUUUCCAAUAUCUAUGCGGUAGGUGAUUGUACAGGUCGUAAAGCUUUAACACCUGUAGCUAUACAAGAAGGUCAUUAUUUAGCAAAUAUGCUUUUUAAUAAUGAACAACCACGAAAAGUUGAUUACGGUACAGUAGGUACAACUGUAUUUAGUGAACCAGCUAUUGGUACAUGUGGUUUAACUGAACAAGAAGCAAGAGAAAAAUAUGGACCUGAUGGAUAUGAUGUAUAUGAAUCAACGUUUAAACCAAUGUUUGUACAAUUACCAAAACGUGAUAGAAAAUCAUAUGUAAAAUUAAUUGUUGAAAAGAAUGAUCAACAACGUGUUGUUGGUAUUCAUUUGAUGGAUCAUUCAGCACCAGAAAUUAUUCAAAUGUGUUCAGUUGCAAUACGUGCUGGUGCAACAAAAGAAUUAUUUGAUCAUUCAAUUGGUAUACAUCCAACUAGUGCAGAAGAAAUAGUUCAAAUAAGAAACAAACGAGAAAACAAAAACGAAGAAAAAAAAUGA